AUGCCAAACAGCGUCCAUGAUAUCCCAGCAGCCGAUGAUGACCACGCAGUAUUAGCAUCGCCUGCGGAGCCCUUACCCGAGACCCAAGAGACCCAGGACUAUGGCCUGACACAUGAAGAAGAACCGGUGGGAUUGGAUCAUCAUGAAAGCGGACGCGAUACCGAAGACCAGGCUUAUUCUCUCGGUGACGAUGUUGAGGGCGAUGCUGGGCCAGCUUCGGAGGACCCCGAACCGCAUCACGAAACUGCUGAGGCCUCUGCAGAGCCUCCAGCGCCUGCAAUAGAGGGAGAAGGCGAUACCGCUGCAACUUCGACUCGUACUGCGCAACAUUCAAGCUCAAUGUCCUUUGCUCGGACUUCUCACGAAGUCAGUUUCAGCGACAACGACGAAACCGAGUGGACCCUCUCAAGAACGGACACGGAUCCCUUCAAGUUCAUGUCUCCAUCCGACAGAACGAAUUCUUUCCCCGUCGUGCCUCUAAUGGCCGAGGACCCGGAGCGCAUCGACGAUAUGCCCCUGCCAUCGAAUCAGGCGCUCGACGUGCUAGAAGAGACGGAGAGAGAUGUUCAUGUUGAAGAAGAGGAGUAUCAGGCUGAUGCGCAGCCUCAGGCAGGCUCAGAUGCGACAUCUGAGCCUGCGAAGGAUUCACAGCGCAGGCAUGCGCCGUCCAGAUCUAUUGGAGGGGAUAUACAAUGGUCCGAGGAUGCAGAAACCGAAGCGCGAUACGAGGAAGGGGUUCCGCUGAUUCCUCAUUCGCACGUCGAACCUGAAGUUGCGGCCAGUGGUGAAAACGCCCAUAUCCCCUCUUUUGAUGAUGAUAAUGAGGAUGAUGACUUCUUUAACCAAAUCAACCAGUCUGGAGAAGAUGCCGCGAGCAAAGGUGAUGCCAUCCCGUCACUGCAGAGGAAAUCGACGAUGCAAGUCUUGGCAGCUGCCAACCAAGAGCCCAUCUCUCAGCAACCCAUAUUAGAGGAGACGUCUGAAUGGGAUGAAGAAGGGCUUAUUUCGCCGUUUGCCCAUGUGACCGAGAAGCCAAAUCCACUCGAAGCACAUGGCAGCUUGAACGAAACGGGGGCUCCUUCAGGUCAGGAUCUUUCAUCAAAAUGGGAACAAGCCUUCGCCAGCGACGAUGAUGGUGAUGAUUUCCUUAUUGAAGACACGGCAGCAGGUGACAAGGAAGUAGACGCUGCUGCGUUCUUGGGUAGUGAUGAUGAAGGUCUUCUGGAUGAUCUUGAUGAGGCACCACCGCCCACUCAGACCGCGCCGCUGAGCUCGCGAGCUAGUAGUGUGGUAUCAACACCUGCUUUUGCGCCCACCACAUACGUGCCUACUCAGCAGCGGUCAGCAUCCGCUUCUGCUUAUACACCUGUUACGACACCAUCACAGUCGUCGUUUUAUGGUGUUCCUUCCCAGGGAGCGGCUUUCCAAGCUGCGCCGCAAUAUGGCCAAGCUCCUCCUCCGCAGCAGUCAUCAGACUCGCCCAAAGCCCAGAGCUUUGCCGACAAAUCCAAGGGCGGCUAUUCGUCACCUUAUGACCUCCCAUCGGAUUUAGUUACCACUACUGUGAAGCCCAGGAAACGGGCCAGUCUGCAACAACUACAGCUGGACAGCAGCAAUUCUUCACUUCAGCCUCCACCUCCACCGCGAAGCGCCAGCAUGAGCGCCACUGAUACAGUUCCUCCAGGCGGUAUCCAGAAAUCGCCUCUUCUGCGACACAAAUCCAGCUUCUUCGAGGAUUUGCCGACUGCGCCUAGGCCGCGUUCCAUCUCUAGACAGAGCACCAGGGCUGUUUCCCCUAACCCAUAUGCGCUAGCAACCUCUCCCCAUGGGCCAUCUCCUCUGAGCCCUCCCAUGGCAACCCAAAUUCCGCCUGCUGCUGCUCCCAGUCAGACCGCUAGGGUGAAUCUUGUGGCUCCUGAGCGGGUUAGCCCUUAUGCGCCUCUUCAAUCGCCAAAUGCCCCUCUGCCUUCACCGGCUGCCAACGUAUCUAGAUACUCCCCGGCUCCUCCUCCACAGGGAGCUACUAGCCAAAGUGCGCCGCCGCCGGCCGGCCGAUAUUCUCCAGCCCCACCUGCAUCCCAUCCAGCGACUGCAUAUGCUCCCGCUGUCUCAGCAACUCCGCCUCAAGCAGUUCUACCUCACCUUCCGCGAACCUCUAGCCCAUUGGCACAUUUUGAGAUUAGCAGCGACAAGCCACAUGCUAGUUCCUCGUAUGAACCGAGACUGACCCGUGUUGCUUCUCUCCCUCCCACGCGCGAGGUUGAGGAGGAAGACGACCAGUCUCCCAGUGCUACGCGGUUGAGCACCACCCGUUCGCCACCACCUCUGCCUACUCCUUCGACUCAGGCUACCUUAUCCCCCCCUAAAAGGCCAGGCUCUGGUUACAUACCCAACGCUAUUCCUUCAACCCAACCAGGGUUUGUUCCACCCCCGCGAGCUCAGACGCAAUCUCCUGGGGCUACUCGAGGUGGCAACUAUGGCCCGAAACCUUUAGAAUCCUCUCGCCGGCCUGCAUCUUCACAUUCGCCCGCGUCUCCUCCGGCUGCUAGGACCACGCAUGCCCCCACCUCACACCCUCGACCUCCAUCUCAGGCUAUGAGCAUGAUUGCUCCUACCGAUGGACGAGAGCAGGACCCUCUUCAGCGAUGGCAAGGUGUUCCCAUUAUUUCUUGGGGAGUUGGCGGCACGGUAGUCACUUCUUUCCCCAAAAGUAUUCCGAGAUAUGUCAUGAACCAAGCGACGCCGUCCAUGUUGCGAGCUCCAGGAGAAGUCAAGGUGCGGAAUAUUAAGGACAUUGAGUCUUUGCAAGACCGUCUGGCCAAGUUCCCUGGUCCGCUAAAGGGCAAAUCGAAGAAGAAAGAGGUGCUUACGUGGCUAAGUGCUGGAAUUGAAAGCUUAGCAAAGGAACUCCCAGACGUCUCCUUCCACCCACAGCUUUCUUAUGAGGCGAAACGGGCCAUUGAACGCCUACUGCUGUGGAGGAUACUUCGAGUCUUUGUCGAAUAUGACGGCGUGCUAGAAGGCAACCCUGCAGCGGAGAAGGCGGUACGAGAUGUCCUCUCUCCAGGGACUAUUACGCCGACUGCGGAUAAUGAUGCUCUGUUUCCCACCGAUCCAACUAUUAGUAUCAAUGGCACUGCAGUGACUUCAAUGCAGGCUGAUGGCGCCGAUUCCACUACUAUGGAAGAAAUUCGCCGUUGCCUCCUCAAAGGCGACCGCGAAACUGCCGUCUGGGCCGCAGUUGACAAGCGUUUGUGGGGACACGCCAUGCUCAUUUCCCACACAGUCUCGCCCGACUUGUACAAGCGUGUUGCGCAGGAGUUUGUUCGCAAGGAAGUCAACCAUCCUGGCCAGAACAACGAGUCUCUUGCUGCUCUGUACAAAGUCCUGUCCGGCAAUUAUGACGAUUGUGUUGAUGAGCUAGUUCCUGUGCAUGCUCGUGCUGGCCUGCAGCUAGUCUCGACCGGAUCAUCUUCUCAGCCGGCCAAGGACGCCAUGGAAGGGCUGGACAAGUGGAGGGAGACGUUGACUCUUGUUUUGAGCAAUCGCAGUGCCGAUGACAUCCGGGGCUUGAACGCCUUGGGCAAGCUGCUAUCUAGCUACGGAAGAGCCGAAGCAGCUCACAUCUGCUUCAUGUUCAGCAAGCAAAUAUCCGUGUAUGGUGGCUUUGAUGAUCCAAAUGUGGAUUUCGUCUUGUUGGGAUCAGACCAUCGCCAGAACUCACACCAGAUUGCAAAGGAUACGGAGGCUUUACAGCUCAGCGAGGUGUACGAGUACGGCCUUUCUCUUUCGGGCGCCCCUUCGGCAGCGGCCGGCGCUCCUCACCUUGCAGCCUACAAACUUCACCACGCUAUCGCGUUGGCUGAAUAUGGCUUCCGGGACAGGGCCCUCCAAUAUUGCGAUGCCAUUCUCACGGCCAUAUCCUCUCAGACAAAGAGGUCACCCUAUCAUCACCAGCUGCUGGAAGCGGCUGUCGAAGACUUCAUGAUACGCUUGAAACAGGCUCCAAAGGAAGAAUCCUCCUCAUGGAUGUCCAAGCCCACCAUGAACAAAGUGUCAGAUAGCAUGUGGAACAGAUUCAACAAGUUUGUUGCCGGGGAGGAUCCUGAUGGCGCCACCUCAACGCCAACUGAAGAAAGCGGCCCAUUUGCCCGCAUAGGAACUCCAUCCAUGAGUCGCUCUCCGUCUGUUUCCAAUUUUGACACCUUGGGCAUUAGCUCCCCCAGCUACCCAGGGGCUGGUGCUCCCGCCGCAACAUCGGCUCUAUCAUCAGCAUUGUCCCGAUACGCCCCCGUUAGCUCUCAGCCUACGUACGGCGCUGAAUCACCACAGGUGCCGACGACCUUGUCUCAAGGUGGGCGGAACUCGAACGAGUACAAUACUAGCACAUAUGGAGUUUCCCCCUCUCUUGCUGGCUCUCCACCUCACAGCAAUGGAUUUGUAUCAUCUGGCCUCGGUUUCCAGCCAAUGACUCCUAUCCUUAAAAAUGAAGGGCACACCGGAUAUCAGCCAUAUGGACAUCAAGAAUCAGCCUCAUCACAGCCUUUCUCUGAGGAGCCAACGACAGGUUCCUCUACUCAAGGAUACCAGCCCAUUGCCUACGGCUAUGAACCUCCAACAAAUACCACUGCACCGGAGGCUGAUACCAAUAAUGAUGGCGUAGCUGGAGCCCCAUCAUCAAGCGGCUAUGAGCCCCCAUCAUUCCAGUCUUACGGCUAUGAGCCACCGUCCUAUGAACCCAAUGCUGGGCCAUCUGCCGCAGAAAACGAUGAUGAACCCAAGCCUAGGAGGAGAGGUAUCAUGGAUGACGACGAUGAUGAUUUCCCCACCUCUCAGCCUAAAGGGAAAACCAAAGCGGAAAAGGAUCGUGAGAAUGAAGAGAUGUUCCGUAAGGCCGCAGAAGAGGAUGCUAAACGCGCUGCCGAGGCUGCGCAAGCCAAGAAAGGAUGGGGCUUCUCUAGUUGGUUUGGAGGUGGCAAAAAGGAAGGCGGAAGCCCUGGAGAGCUCUCGUCUCCCGGUAAACCCAUCAAGGCCAAGCUCGGUGAAGCAAGCAGCUUUGUAUAUGAUCCCGAGCUCAAACGAUGGGUCAACAAGAAGCCAGGAGCCGAGCAAGUCGAAGCAAAGGCGGCCACUCCCCCACCUCCAAAGGCCAGUAGUCCACGAUCCGUCAGCGGAACACCUCCGCAGACGCCUCCUCCCGUACAGGGCCGAUCCAGUGUUCCACCAUCAGCUAGUUUUGGAAGUUUAGCUCCGCCGGCAGUCCUCAACCGGGCUCCAUCGCAGGAGAGUCUCGGUGCACCGCCAAUGCUGCGGUCCAUGUCCAGCACAAGCACCGAGAGCAAGCCAUCCAGCAGACCUACUACGAGCAUGAGCAAUGCCAGCAGCAUCGACGACCUAUUAAACGCUGGGCCCCGUAAACCAGGGCAAAAGAAAGCUAGGAAGGCUGGGCGCUAUGUUGAUGUCAUGGCCAAAUAA
Trichoderma virens Gv29-8 is the source of this 5475-nucleotide messenger RNA. Its product is annotated as SEC16 protein. The record is from RefSeq and is a predicted model, not a curated record. Gene Ontology annotation, biological process: COPII vesicle coat assembly; autophagy; Golgi organization. NCBI's taxonomy places the organism in Eukaryota, Fungi, Ascomycota, Sordariomycetes, Hypocreales, Hypocreaceae. Gene Ontology annotation, cellular component: endoplasmic reticulum exit site; ER to Golgi transport vesicle membrane. The transcript has 3 exons. The coding region runs from base 1 to 5475 and encodes 1824 amino acids.